CAACGUGGUCAAAAGCAAGAUAUCUGCGGUCUAAUCGGUUCUCUCAUGUAUUUAGCCGUUUUGAGCCGACCUGACAUUGUACAUGCCGUAAGCAAGCUAUCCCAGCGUAACACUGAUCCGCACAUCGAGCACGAGUCUGCAGCUAAACACUUGUUGCGAUAUUUAGCGGGGACAUCAAACUUGAGUAUUGUCUACAAGAAGUCUGGAGGAUCAGUAAUGGGAUGCUCUGGAUAUGCUUUCUUCCUGGCUGGCGCUGCGUUCUCAUGGUCUGCAACGAAGCAGAGCGUCGUUGCUUUGAGCAGCAGAGAAGCGGAAUAUAUUGCCCUGUCAACUGCAGCUAGAGAGGCAAUAUACCUUAGAAGAUUGCUGGGGGAUAUGGGUUGGCCAAACCAAGAACCAAUAACUAUCUUCGGAGACAACAUCAGCUCUCAUCAUAUUGCAAGAAACCCGAUCCAUCAUAAGCGUACCAAACAAAUAGACAUAAUGUUUCAUUAUGUAAGAGAAAAAGUUGAGAGCAACGAAAUCAAUUUAAAACAUGUAUUUACAGAAGAAAAUGUUGCAGAUUUGUUAACAAAAGGUUUAUGUAAACAAAAGCAUUGUAAAUUUGUUAGAGCCCUUGGACUAGUAGAUUCCGAUAGCGCAGAUCAUGUAUAG
Drosophila takahashii is the source of this 654-nucleotide messenger RNA. Lineage: Eukaryota; Metazoa; Arthropoda; Insecta; Diptera; Drosophilidae. The record is from RefSeq and is a predicted model, not a curated record.